Physeter macrocephalus (sperm whale) is the source of this 449-nucleotide messenger RNA. Its product is annotated as tether containing UBX domain for GLUT4-like. The transcript is spliced from 4 exons. Gene Ontology annotation, biological process: intracellular protein transport; glucose homeostasis. Gene Ontology annotation, cellular component: nucleus; vesicle membrane; cytoplasm. The record is from RefSeq and is a predicted model, not a curated record. The annotation marks the transcript as partial. NCBI's taxonomy places the organism in Eukaryota, Metazoa, Chordata, Mammalia, Artiodactyla, Physeteridae.
CACGGAAGUGCAGUGCAGCCCUCUCUGCCAUUCUCCACGGUGCCCACUUGGUCCCUGAGCUCUCCUCUGCCCUCCCUGCAGGCAAACCUCUUCCCUGCUGCCCUUGUGCACUUUGGACCUGAGGAGCCAACAGGCAUCUACCUGGAGCCCACGCUGCUGGAACACACUGUUUCCCCGUCUGCAGCGGACGUGCUGGUGGCCAGGUCCAUGUCCAGGGCCGCUGGAACCCCACCCCCGCCGCCAGCCCCUGACCCUGCGCCCGUUGAGUUGGAGCCAACUGCUGAGGAAGGGGCAGUGGGCCCCCGUGAGCCCAGCCCUGGGACGGCCCAGCCGCCAGCAAGAGGUGAGAGCCGCCAGCCCAGAGGUGCCACCCUGCCAGCCACAGGACCCCUGCCCACCCCGAGCGGGAAUAAACACGCAAGCCUCUCUUGAGACCCUCCUGUCGUCCU